AAUGCAACAGACCUCCCGUGGUUAUGGGACCGUUUCUUCGUAGACCCUGAGCUAGUGUCACCGUCCCGUGCCCCCGCUUCACCGAUGGACCCGUGAGACGAAGAAGCGAUACUCUGUAGAUCACCAACUAGCCAAGAUGAGUGGGCGUCUAUGACGUUGCACUGCCGCUUUGUUCGGAAUGAACUAACAAUCUCAUCGCCCCAUGCCGUCAUCGACUCCUCCACUUCCUAAACUCAACCUUGAACCAUUCUCGACACGUUGGACUUCAUCGGCGCAUCUAUAGAUAGAACUACAAAAUGACCGAAUCACCACAAGAAACCGUUACAAAACACCUUUCGCAUCCAAGAAAACCGCUACGACCGAUACUUACCUCUCUAAAUGGCGAUAACAGCUGGUUGAUGUCCUUCCCUAGGCCUGAGGCGGAUAGGGCCGCUACGGGGAAGGUCUUCUACCAUCUUGCUUUUGAACCAUGGCUGAAUGGAGCUGCGCAUGUUGGACAUCCAUGGAUCGUACACCUUGCUCGUGUGGAAAAGGAGGGCAUUUCGACCUUUGAAGACCUGGAGAAUCUGAUUCGCGAGAUCGAGCAAGCUGCCUCUGCGCAUUUGCCACAAAAGGCUCAAGAUCAAGUCGUCCAGCAACAGUCGACAAGACAACUCGAUGCUAUCCUUCUUGGUUUCUUUUACUCCGACCAUCUCCAUCCAGAAACUCUGAAAACGUUUCCUCCCGAGAUUCCCGUUAUAGUAACCGCACCUGGAGCUGCCAUAAUCGAGCCAUGGAAUCACUUCAAGACCAUCAAAAUCAUCAACAACUUCGAUUCCUCGGCGACAACUUGGAACUCACCAGACCUGCAUCCAGGCGAUCCUGUUCCCAGCUGGUUCACACCGACGAUGAUACUCGGCAAAAGCGAACUAAACUUUGUCUUUGCCAUAAUCUGGUCUCAUACCAUCAACGGCGAAGAAAUCCACGAAGCAAUUCUAGACUCUCCUCACGGCGUGCAACUCGACGCAAAACCCCUCGAAGCAUUCCUUGCAUCAGAGCCCAAGACAAAGAAACUAGCUAUGCUUCACGGUCUUAAAGAAAGUCAUACUGGCGGUAUCCAAACAUGUUAUGGCGCAAAAGGUGGUCUUGGACUGCAUCGAAAGGUUGGAGGCGUAGAACAUUGGGUUUCGACGAACUCUUCUGAGCUGAAAUAUACUGGGAUAUUCAUGAGACUUGUUUGGACUACUGAUACGCCGAGGACAAUUGAAUGGGCGUUGGAGGAGGAGAAGAAGGAGCAUCCUGAUGAAGAGUUGUCUGGGCCGCCGAAUUUCAUCAAUGUGCCGAAUGGUGCAUCGACGGUUUUGACGUGUUAAUGAAGCUGCACGUUUUGUUAUUCGCCAGACGAGAACCAGCUUGUUUGGGCUGGGUGUUACAAAUCGGUUUGUUAAUGAGCAUAUGACUACUUGAAUACGAUAUCAUUCAUUGCGGAGACAGAUGCCUGAGCCUGAAAACUGGUGUCCCUACCGUUGAGAUUGAAUGCAUCGAAAAGAUGAGGCUUGUGAACAUUAUUGCAAUGGCUUCUCAGAGACAGCGG
Molecule: messenger RNA, 1573 nt
Organism: Fusarium odoratissimum NRRL 54006
Lineage: Eukaryota; Fungi; Ascomycota; Sordariomycetes; Hypocreales; Nectriaceae
Exons: 1
Coding region: 297-1352 (351 amino acids)
Source: RefSeq, a predicted model, not a curated record